Messenger RNA from Gymnogyps californianus (California condor), 879 nucleotides. It is a transcript of the gene MBD6, whose product is annotated as methyl-CpG binding domain protein 6. The record is from RefSeq and is a predicted model, not a curated record. NCBI's taxonomy places the organism in Eukaryota, Metazoa, Chordata, Aves, Accipitriformes, Cathartidae. The transcript has 5 exons. Bases 100 to 879 code for a protein of 259 amino acids. Gene Ontology annotation, molecular function: chromatin binding; DNA binding. Gene Ontology annotation, cellular component: nucleus; chromocenter.
GCCCUGCCAAGUCCUGUUGUCCCAUUUGCUUCCCCCCCUCUCCUGGUGUGACCCCCCUGCCAGUGCCCACCACAGGUGUUCAUGUGACGAGGGGGCACAAUGAGCAGCGGUGAUGACUGCACCAGAACAGACCGACCCGCGUGCCCAUCGGCCAUGCCCGUGCCUGUGGGUUGGGAGCGCAAGGUGGAGGAGGGCUCCGUGUGUUACAUCAGCCCCAGCGGCACCGCGCUGACCUCGCUGGAGCAGACUUGCACCUACCUCCUGGCUGAUGGGACCUGCAAGUGUGGCCUUGAGUUUCCACUCAACAUGCACAAGGUGUUUAACUUCGACCCGGGGGUGGCGGUGGCUGGGCGAGGGGCUCCUGGGGCCCAGGGCCAGCAGGACAUGACCAAACUCUGCAAUCACCGCCAGAAAACAGCGGCCGUGGCCACACUGUACCGCAGCAUGGAGGGCGCCCCAGGCCCCUGCUGUCCAGGCACAGGCAACCUACCGGCACUGAGCCCCCUGCUACAGAAUCAGCUACUGCUGCCCCCCACACUGCACCCUCUGGGACUGUUGCUGGGCACCGCCAGCCCCCUGGCCGGCCUGCUCCACAGCCUGCAGCUGAGCCCCAGGUUCGGCUCCCCUGAGAAGUCGGCAACACCGUUGAGUCCCAGUGCUGGAGGCUCCCCCAGCCCCCCUGCACCUCCCGGCCUUCCUGAGGGCACUUCAAGUGCCUUAGAGCCCCCUGUGCCCUGUCAGGCUGAGCCAGUUAGCUCCAGACCCAGUGGGGGUGCCUGGGGGUGCCCCACCUCACGGUCCCCCCUCAAGCGGGGCCACCAGCAGGCCGAGGGGCUCAACAGGGAGACACCAUCUCUUUGUGAGCCCCCCAGCACCUAG